Messenger RNA from Blastocystis hominis, 372 nucleotides. RefSeq lists its product as hypothetical. The transcript has 3 exons. Bases 1 to 348 code for a protein of 115 amino acids. The record is from RefSeq and is a predicted model, not a curated record. NCBI's taxonomy places the organism in Eukaryota, Bigyra, Opalinata, Blastocystidae.
AUGAUACUCGAACAAUCCACUAGCCCAAUUCCACAACCUCUUCAAAUCAUCUCUGUACAAAUUCUUUUUACUGCAAUCAAUAUGGUGGAAAAAGCACCAAUUGUUAAGGAAUAUAAGCGAGCAGGGACCUUUUUAGGGGCUAGAGGAACGCGAGUACUGAGAUUGGUAACUACCUUUUUAACACUUGGUGCUGGAUUUUACUGUCUUAUGUAUGUACCAUUUGAUGAGUCUCAUGGCGAAAAUGUAUUUUCUCCUAUCAGAAGAUGGUACUUUGCGAAGAGAAAUGAGUUUUUCGGAGUUGCUCCUUCUGAGCGUUCUGAAACGGAUAGCAAGAAGUUUGAAGAAUAGAUGUGUAUUAUCCUUUACGAGUUU